AUGAAUACGACCGAACAGGAAGGAUAUAUAACCCGACUAGAAGGGCCCCGGGAAUGUCGCUAUCCCUUAGGCAACGAUAGUUCAUACACCCUCACUCUUCCCAAUGGCUGCAAGUUGGGCUACGCACAGUACGGCUCACCUACUGGCCAUGCCAUCUUCUACCACCACGGACUUCCAGGAACCCGCCUCGAAGCAGCUGUCUACCACGAUCUUGGCCUCGAGCUGGGUUUAAGGAUAAUAGCAGUUGAUAGACCUGGUAUCGGCUUGAGCACACCAUAUCCUCAACGAACAUUACUAGACUGCCCAAAGGAUCUAGAAAGUCUGGUCGAACAUCUGAGGCUCGAGAGCUAUUCAAUACUAGGAGUGUCGGGAGGCGGCCCAUACGUGUUGGCUUGCGCAGCAUCACUGCCUUCUUCGAAGCUGAAAUGCAUAUCUGUCGUUUGCGGACUCGGUCCACCAGACAUUGGCAUGAAAGGAGCGGACUUCAUGCACCAGCUUGGCUUUCCAUAUGGAUGGAAGUACGCUCCCAUAUCCCUCUUAAAAUGGUUCUUCAGCCGCGAUGCUUUCGGACGAAUGGACUUGACCGACGAGCAGCGUCUUCAGCGUGCGCUGUCUCCCUCAAACCUCGCUACUUUCAAACAUCCAAGGGAUCGCGAGUUUAUGGGGGAUGAAGACUUCAUUCGCCUAGUAUUGCGAUCAACCCGCGAAGCGAGAGCGCAAGGUUUCGAUGGCAUAGCUUUGGAUGGGAAAGUGAUGUGCCGGGACUGGGGAUUCCGGGUUGAGGAUAUCCAGAAACACUUGCCGGUGCAGUUAUGGUACGGCAAGGACGACUGGUUCGUGCCUGCCAAUCAUGGUGUACAGAUUGCAGAGAGGCUAGGCGGUGAUGAUGGAAGGGUAAUCCUGAGAGUGGAGAAUGAUACACAUGCUAGUAUAUCGCAAAGAUGGAAGAGAGAGCAGCUUGAGGCGAUUCUUGCGGUAAUGCAAGAGUAG
This is a messenger RNA of Alternaria atra, 990 nucleotides long. RefSeq lists its product as uncharacterized. Bases 1 to 990 code for a protein of 329 amino acids. The record is from RefSeq and is a predicted model, not a curated record. The transcript has a single exon. NCBI's taxonomy places the organism in Eukaryota, Fungi, Ascomycota, Dothideomycetes, Pleosporales, Pleosporaceae.